GGGUCACCCUGACUUCCACCCCUUCCUGCAGGGAAACCCCACCCACCUGAAGCCAAGAUGUCCAGCAAGCGGGCCAAAGCCAAGACCACCAAGAAGCGGCCACAGCGGGCCACAUCCAGUGUCUUCGCAAUGUUUGACCAGUCCCAGAUCCAGGAGUUUAAGGAGGCUUUCAACAUGAUCGACCAGAACCGUGAUGGCUUCAUUGACAAGGAGGACCUGGGCAUGAUGAGCGAGGCCCCAGGGCCCAUCAACUUCACCAUGUUCCUCACCAUGUUUGGGGAGAAGCUCAACGGCACCGACCCCGAGGACGUGAUCCGCAAUGCCUUUGCCUGCUUCGAUGAGGAAGCCUCAGGUUUCAUCCAUGAGGACCACCUCCGGGAGCUGCUG
Cebus imitator (Panamanian white-faced capuchin) is the source of this 387-nucleotide messenger RNA. Its product is annotated as myosin regulatory light polypeptide 9-like. Gene Ontology annotation, cellular component: myofibril; stress fiber; cytoplasm. The transcript has 3 exons. The record is from RefSeq and is a predicted model, not a curated record. NCBI's taxonomy places the organism in Eukaryota, Metazoa, Chordata, Mammalia, Primates, Cebidae. Gene Ontology annotation, molecular function: calcium ion binding. Gene Ontology annotation, biological process: platelet aggregation; myofibril assembly. The annotation marks the transcript as partial.